Megalobrama amblycephala (Wuchang bream) is the source of this 1762-nucleotide messenger RNA. It is a transcript of the gene larp6b, whose product is annotated as La ribonucleoprotein 6, translational regulator b. The coding region runs from base 130 to 1557 and encodes 475 amino acids. The record is from RefSeq and is a predicted model, not a curated record. The transcript is spliced from 4 exons. Gene Ontology annotation, cellular component: nucleus. Gene Ontology annotation, biological process: RNA processing. Gene Ontology annotation, molecular function: mRNA binding. Lineage: Eukaryota; Metazoa; Chordata; Actinopteri; Cypriniformes; Xenocyprididae.
AAUAGACAUCUUUUUUCAAUUGUGACGUAGGGACGUUUAAAUCAGUAUUCUAAAAAGGGAUCACCUGUUUUCAGGGGAUGUGUGGCGGGAAACGGGGAAGCAGACGGAAGUCGUCAGUUUGUCAACAGCAUGUCCUCACCUGGUUUUACUGACAUCUUCCAUUGUGAAGACACUCAGCAAUCAAAGGGGCUGUUCUCAUACACUGAUGAUGGGCUAAAUGAUAGUUUGGACGGGAGUUCAACUGAACUGACUGAUGUUUUUGAAGAGGAGUUCUGUGAGGGUGAACUCUGGAUUCCUCCAAAUGAUGAUUUGACACAAAAAAUUGCUGCCCAGCUCGAGAACUACCUUUCUGAUGAAAAUCUAUCAGAUGAUUCUUUUCUGCUUAAACAUGUCCAGAGAAACAAGAUGGGUUAUGUUAGUUUGAAGCUACUGACAUCUUUCAAAAAGAUUAGAGAUCUCACACGAGACUGGCGCACCACACUGGCGGCUGCAAGAACCUCUCCGCUGCUGGAAGUGAAUGAGCUUGGUACCAAGGUGCGACGAAGGACUCCAGUACCCGACUGGCUCCUGUGCAUUCCCACAAGCAAGCUGCUUCUAGCCUGGAACUUCUUGGAUGGCGUUGACCCAGUCAAGGAUGAGUUAAAUGCGUCACCGGGUGGGGAGCAGCUAGGCAUCAUGGAAGCCGCAAUGCGGGUGUUUUCCCCCUACGGCACCAUUUCUUCUCUCCGCAUUCUGCGUCCAGGAAAAGAGAUCCCUGUAGAGUUGAAACGCUAUACUAAGAAACACCUCGAACUGGGGCGCAAAGUGUGUGCUGUGGUGGAGUACGAGUAUCUAGAGGGCGCACGCAAAGCCUACGAGGCCCUGAAGGCAGAAGAGCAGCAGCAGGGAGGAAGGGGCAUUUGUGUGGUCCUGCUGGGUAGCCGUGGAACCCGUAAGCCAGGAUGGAGCCAAAACCUAGUGGAGGAAGAGUGGGAAGAAGGUAUUGACAGUGACAGUUUAAAAAAGCCUAACAGAAAAGCCAGGCGGUACAUUUAUUCUUUGGAGGAUUCGGCUGUUUGCAGCUCUUCAGAGUCUGAUUUUGCCCCUGCCUCACCCCGGCCCAACCGCCGAGUCUCCCGCCCACAGGCCCUCUACGGCAGUCCUCUCGCCAUCCCGCGGAUAUCGACUUUCCGCUCUGACCCUUACAGGAAUCCUCUGUGCAGUCCCGUAGGAAGCCCCCUCCUGCCUCGCAAGCUUUUUCCUUGCAGUCAUGUGACCUCUCCUCUGGCCACGCAUCCUCUCAGCAGCACGCCCACUGCAGCUGGUACGUCCUCCUUCAGCAGGUACAAGGGCUCGGAUGAGCUCUCCCCAGAUGACUUGGGGUUCACGAGCAGCCCGUGGGUCCAGAGACGUAAAUAUGCCGCCCAGGUCAUUCAGCCUGAGAUGGGUAGCUUGUUGUCACCCAAUCAGAUUGUGAGGUCUUCGAGUGUCCUGGUUGUGCGCCAGCCUGUCGGCCCUGAUGGGACCAAGGGUUUUCACAACUGCAUUGGUAGGGGGAAGGUGCUGCUGCCCCACUGACCCUAUCAAAGAUGCAUUAUAAAGUCUUUUUUUCAUCACUCAGCCUGUAUGCGAGAACCGUAUUCUGCAGUGCAACAGAAGCACUUUUAAUGCAACAUAAUUACUGACAUGUUGAUUGCUCCUAUUAAUGAAAUUAGGGGGGGGGGAAAUGUAAUGUAAAAAAGUAUCUAAUUAAAUAUUGAAUAAAGAUGAAUUUGUACUCCAA